Pseudoliparis swirei is the source of this 1533-nucleotide messenger RNA. It is a transcript of the gene il20rb, whose product is annotated as cytokine receptor family member B16. Bases 519 to 1307 code for a protein of 262 amino acids. The record is from RefSeq and is a predicted model, not a curated record. NCBI's taxonomy places the organism in Eukaryota, Metazoa, Chordata, Actinopteri, Perciformes, Liparidae. Gene Ontology annotation, molecular function: interleukin-20 binding. The transcript is spliced from 7 exons.
CCCUCACAACACUAUGACACAUAGGGGGGCCCUCACAACACUAUGACACAUAGGGGGGCCCUCACAACACCAUGACGUAUGUCGGAAACCGGGAUUUGCUGGCAAUGAACUCUCUUCUUCUUCUUCUUCUUCUACAUUAAAUCAGCAGCUCUUGAGGCCCAGAGGAGCUCCGUAGGUGUUUCACCUGUGAAUUAGCCGCCAGGCGCCAGGUGCCAGGUGGCAGGUGAGGCCCGGAGGCGGCGGCCAACAGGUCGGACCGGCUGGGCGACCCAGAACAGACACGCCUGCUCUUCCUCACAGAGCCGGUCGGGCGGUGGACUAGACCUCGUGUUGAUCCUCGUCUCGGGGUCCUUCCUCCCGUUGGAGCUGCAGGACGGAUCCAGAACCUGUGCUCUGUGGACUCUGAGGGGCCCGAACAUGGCGACCUGACGUGAACGGGUCCCUUCAGCCCUCAGGAGACCGAGACGCGAUGGGAGUCUGCAGAGGUGGCCCCGCUGGCGGCUCCCAGCAGCGUCUCCAUGCGCUCCGUGGACAUGACGCACGUCCUGAGGUGGCGCCCCCCGGCGGCGGCCUGCGGCACUGCGCUCCUUUACUCCGUCCAGUUCCAGGGGGAGUUCGAGCUGAUGCACCUGAAGUGGCUGAACGCUCCUGAGUGCCAGCUGAGUCCUCACACUCGCUGUGACCUGACCUUUGACCUGGGCUCCGACUCCGACUACAACCUCCGCGUCAGAGCGCAAUGCGGCUCAGAGCUGUCGGCCUGGAGCGACCUGAGGGCCCCGUUCAACCGCAGAGACACUGUCCUGACGGCGCCGGAGAUGUCGGUGGCGGCAGUGGGCGACGCCCUUCAGGUGACCUUCGCCAAGCUCCCUCUCACCGCCGUGGUCAGAGUGACGGUGUGGAAGAGCGGCGACGAGCUGCAGGCGGUCGUGUACACGAUGCCGGCGGAGCAGGCCGUGCUGCACGUCGCCGCCCUGCAGGAGGGAGUCGUUUACUGCGUCCGGGCUCAGACCGUCCUGGACGCUCGGAUCCACAGCGGCAGCACCGGCGCCGAGUGCGUCACCAUCGCAGGACGUCCGGACGCCACCUGGAAGCGCCCGACCGCGGUGAGCGUGACCGUGGUGGUCAUGGCGUGUUUCCUGUUCUCCGUGUUCUGGUCCGUGGUUCACUGCCGCCCACGCACCUGUCAAUCAUACCUCCACAAGGAGCCGCUGCCCCACUCACUGGAUCCUGAUUGGGACAUUCAAAUCCAGGUGAGCCCUGAGCAGGCGGAGCUUUAUGAGCCCAUCCACGUAAGCCCCGCCCCCUAACACGUGAGCCCGUAAAUCCUGGGGGUCUUCGGGGGUCUGGGAGUCCUGGUAGUCCUGUGGUUCUUGUAUAUAUAUGUAUAUAUAUAUAUAUAUACUGUAUAUAUGUAUGAUGACGGUCACUCAGUUUAAAGAUGAAUUACAUGAAUUAUAUAUAAUAUAUACAGUAUGUAUGUAUAUAUAUUUAUAUACAUAACAUAUAUAUAUUUAUAUAUAUAUAACAUACAGU